AUGUCUAUCCCACGCGUAAACGAGCCUCUGGGGAAACCCUCACCUUACAUCAUCCCCGCCUACGAGGGUGAAUCGAUAACUAUCCCGGGAACACGUUCAUCAAUCCGCAUCCUUGCUUCCCAAGCCGAAACCGAUAACCUGCUCUCCGUUUUCAACAUGGACGGCACGACUGGAGAUCCUGUUGGUUUCCACUAUCACGAUUACGCACACGACGUCUUCAUGUGUACACGCGGGAGCAUGAAGCUCCAGCUCGGAGACAAGUGCAAAAUCCUUCGGGCUGGUGACUUUGGCUACGCGCCACCAAAAGUUGUCCACAGCCCGCAAUUGAUGGACGGCGUGACUGAGACGAUCGGCUGUGUCACACCUGGAGACUGGGUCAAUUUCUUUCGGUUCGUUUGCGAAAAGUAUGACGGUGUCAUUGGAGACGAAUUCGAUAAACGGAAUACGGGUGCGCACUUUGGCUCUAAGAUCAUGGAAAUCAAGGCCAAGUACGAUGUGCAAUUCGUGCGCGACCACGUUGCUGCUGAAGUUUCUGAAUUCGACGCCGAGGACUCAAAGCUACCUGAUAGCCCUGCGGCAUACUUUUUGAAGGCAGAUACCGGGCCGGCGUAUCUGCUUGAGGGCGUACUGGCGAGGCCUUUUAUCACCACAAAACAAACCGCACACCCAACAGGGAACUUCGCCGUUGCGAGUAUCGAAGGGAGCAGCAAGUUGCCAAACAGCAUUUUGAGCAAGCCUUUCACAUUCGAAAAGGUUCAUCAGGCAUUCUAUGUGAUGACUGGCGCCAUUUCGAUAAAAGUUAACGGCGGUGAGGCCAAUCUGGUCCGAGUAGGAGAGACAGCCUUCAUUCCAGCUGGCACCGAGGUCUCGAUUGAGUUUGUGGACAGAUAUAGCCGCUUCUGGUCUUUUUCGAGUGGCGAUGGGUUGGAGACAUUAAUCUCUGAGGCUGGAGGGGCAUAUGAGGGCAAGAUAUUGCCUGAGCAGCAUCAGGUCAGAAAGACCGAUGCCGAUGCGAUUCGCAAGACGGCAGAGAAACUCAACCUCAAGAUAAGCAUAUAA
Molecule: messenger RNA, 1059 nt
Organism: Dothidotthia symphoricarpi CBS 119687
Lineage: Eukaryota; Fungi; Ascomycota; Dothideomycetes; Pleosporales; Dothidotthiaceae
Product: RmlC-like cupin
Exons: 1
Coding region: 1-1059 (352 amino acids)
Source: RefSeq, a predicted model, not a curated record